Ceutorhynchus assimilis (cabbage seed weevil) is the source of this 4110-nucleotide messenger RNA. NCBI's taxonomy places the organism in Eukaryota, Metazoa, Arthropoda, Insecta, Coleoptera, Curculionidae. The record is from the annotation of a GenBank genome assembly.
GCCGAUUAGACCAUACGUAUUCCAAACAGAAUUGAUUAUCGAAGAAUACAAGUAUGUUUUUGCAGAUUUUAUGACAAAUAAUUGGAAAUACCCGCGAUCAUUAAGAAAGUUGCAGUUAAACGAAAAGAAAUAAAACCUGUAUUUCUUUGAACGGUAGUGUCAGUAGUACUCAUAGGUUGGGAAAUCAUCGACAGGUUUUGGUUUUAGUUGGAAAUGUGGUACUCUUCGGUUCUGUGUUUGUGUUUUGGGAUUAUCAGUAGCAAUGCGCAAACACUAGGAGGCUACUGCAGAACACCAACAGGAGAAUCUGCAAAAUGUAUAAACGUUUGGUCUUGCAAUUCUUUGCUACCACUUUUAACUGCUCCGAGCCGGACUCAAGAACAAACAAACUUUCUAGUCAACUCGAAGUGCGGUUUUGAUUCUUCCGGGAAACCUUACGUCUGUUGUGGAUCCGGUUUUAACCCAGUUGGAGGUACUGAGGACGAUGCUUUCAGUAGCAGUUAUACCACAAAUCCUGCAAUUCCAGGUCGAACACAAUGUGGAUGGCAGACAACCAAUAGAAUUUUUAACGGUGAAGCAACAGAGUUGGAUGAAUUUCCUUGGAUGGUCAUUAUUGAGUACUUGAAGCGCGAUGGCAGGCGGAGGAUUGCAUGUGCUGGAUCUCUUAUAAACCGAAGAUACAUUUUGACUGCUGCGCAUUGUGUUAAAGGGGCUGUUUUUAUUAAAGUUGGACAACCAAUAAACGUUCGUUUGGGAGAAUACAACAUCACUAAUCCCUAUAGGGAUUGUUUCAUGAAAAAAGGAAUAGCAUCUUGUAACCAACCAGAAAUUAAUGCUGGCAUUGAAGAACUAAUACCACAUCCUGGGUAUACCGAUGACGUCAGAAACCAUGACAUUGCCCUGAUAAGAUUAAACAAAAACAUACCAUUCUCAGACUACAUUCAACCAGUUUGCCUUCCCAAGCCAGAUGAGGCUUCACGUACAGGUGAGAAAUUGAUAGUGGCCGGUUGGGGUAGAACCGAAAAAGGCAGAGAUAGUGACGUAAAACUAAAACUUGAGGUUCCAGUAACAGACAAUUUUAGUUGUGCGCAAAAAUUCGGAGAACUUAAUGUUCAAGUUGGCAAAAAUCAAAUGUGUGCUGGCUCAGAGGAUGGAAAAGAUUCUUGUUCAGGUGACAGUGGUGGUCCUCUAAUGAGAACAUUACCAGACGACGAAACCAGAUGGAUGAUUGAAGGUAUCGUGUCUUUCGGUUAUACCAAAUGUGGUAGCCCAGGAUAUCCAGGAGUUUAUACUAGGGUGGCUAGAUAUAUUCCUUGGAUUCAUAGAAAUGUUAAACCGUAAUUGAAAUAGGUAUUUUUCUCAAAGUCUUUUCUAAAAUCAAAAUAAUCUAUUUAAUACAAAUUGUGAAACGUUUUCUCUUUCAUUUCUCGUUAUUUUCAGGUUAAUCAUUAUUUCAUUCAAAGUUGAAAUAAUAGGCAUAUCAUGUCUAGUGUUUCCGGAAUUUUGAGUUUAAGCACCAUCAUUGAAAUGUUACUUCAUUGUUCCCGUAGAAGUAGAGUAUCCUUUAGCGCACAAGCCUUUUCAACUUCGUAAUUGUAGCUGUCAGGGCUCAGAUAACAUUAUUACCUCCGGCUUAAUUUAAUUAGCUCUAUGUUCCUGUUAAUCCUGUAGUGUUGUUCGGAAAUAUUUACAGAUUAAUCGAUGGUAAAAGUAUUUUAUAGUAGGUAAAUGGAGUGUUGAUGUAGGAGGUGAUAAAGGAUAAAGAUGUUUUGCCGCAUAACGCCGAAGAAAAAAUCCGUCACCAUUCGGGUUCGGGAUUUUUUCAGGCGCUGUGCACUCAUGAUUUUGUUAAAAAAUUGGCUUCAGACAAAAUUUUCAAAAAUUUCCGAAAAUAUUUUAUGCAUAUUACUACUGGAAAAUUGCCCUGAGAUUGUCCAGUGUUAUUAUCAUUUGAGACAGAAUUUUAAUUUUUGGAGAUUGGUUUUGUGCUAUCAAUAGAUCACAACGUGAAUCGGUAGGUAUAAGAUCUGGUCCAACACGUCAAAAACGGUCCCAUGGAAACCACUAUGUAUACGAAUUUCGGAUUCUGCGCACAAAUUUUAGGCUACAUAGUACGGUUUCCCGCUGUGUUGGAAAAAAGAUAUAGUAGAUUCUAAAAACGAUUUGGUUUCGUGUUCAUGGUUUGUCGUGGUGUUCAUUAUUAGUGGACUGUAUAUUGAAUUUGUCGCUGUUUUUAUUGAAAUUAAACGCUGGUUUUGUCUUAUUUACACCACUAAGUAUUUAUUCACAGAACUACUUUUCUACUUUACAUUACUAUUUACAAAUUUACAAUUGUGUGAAUGAUUUUUUGACCGCAGCCAAAAACAAAACUUCAAAAACUGAGCUUGCCACGACGCUCUUAUUAAUAUUACAAACUCUUGCGCGUAACUGAUUAACAAUGCGACUCCGUGGUCUCUUUUACAUACUCAGGGAAAAGCCUAGAAUUCCGGAGUCGUGUUCGACCAAUCAGAAUUGAAUUCUAGAUUGCGUUCGAAGAAUUAGAAUUGCUAUCAAGUGGCGCGGCAUAUUGGGUGUUGUUGCUAUGGAAAAUUUUAUACCUCUAAUAUUUAAUAUUUAAAAUAGAAUAUUCUGGAGAAUAUUAUUAUAUUCGAGAAUAUAUUAUUUCGCCAUGGUUUGUCAUCUAAUUUAAUUUAUUUUUGUUCCUUCAUUGAUGGGUGAUUCCGUUUUUGGGACAUAAAGUGUUUGGUACCUACCUUCGAAAUAUUUUGGUAAUAUUUCAUCAAUAUUUAGAGGUGUAGGCGAACCUGAUGUAUGAGAAAGAACAUUUUAGAACCAGUGAAGGGAUUUCAGAUGAUGCAUCUGCAUUCAGAUUUAGGGCUCCUUUGUUAUAAGUACCUACUUGAUUUUAUAAACGAAUUUGGCUAGUUUUAAUCCUUAUCUGAUUAACUUAGAGCCAGGGUUUCUUACAGAAAAUAACCAUUGGAUGGAGUGGAUUAUGGUCUGAUAGUGUUGUAAAUUUUUGUCUGAAAAAGUAUGCUCUUCCAAAUUUAGAACUUUUCAGUAAAAUGAAGUUAUGUUCAUAACAAUAAUAGAUUGGAGGAUGAGUUGACGCCUUAUUGGUUGCGAAGUACGCAGUCUAGAUUGUGAACCUAAUGUUGACAACAAUAUGUAAGUUUUGUUCAUGAAUUUAAAUGAAAAAGGGAUGAACACAUAGAGUAGCACAUUAUCAAUAAAUUAUCAAAAUUUCGGAUCAUAAAAUGCUCGAAUAAAUAGAAAUAACAGUUUUGCCGAAAAUUUAUAAUGUUUGUGUUCCAAAAUUAAUCAAAAUCUGUCAAACAAGGAGGUGAUUGCUGUCAUUUUCAGCAGAGACUCGAACCAAACGUGUGUUCAGCGCUUGUCUUAAAGAUGUCGCUGAGUUCGGUAAGCGCCAGUAAAAACUGUUUUACCUAGCUAAUACUGUGAAAUACUAUUAUUUCAUUUGCAUCUGAAUAAAAUUAUUUAGUCCACUGUUUAUUACUGUGUAAACGAAUUAAUAUUGAAGAUGUCGCUAUCUACUUGUGAGUGAGUCAGUCACUCUUAAAUAUUAGUUGCCCAUACUAUGGCUAAUAAUUCGUUAUCUAUUCUGGAAUAAUUACAUUCAGCAGGAUUUAGUGUGCGAGUUGUAUAGGCAAUAGGUAGAUCUGAAUCUGGGAUCUAUUAUAAUAUUUGCCAAUAGCAUAAUUACAUGCGUCUGUAGUUAAUAGGGAAUGUUUGGUAAAUGCUGGGUUAUGUAAAAUAGAAUCAUUCAUAAGUAGAUGCUUGCAAGGCUCAAAACUUCUCACCAGUAAAUCAUUCCAAUACAUGAAUGCGUCGAAUGAAUUGUAAUACGUAGCGGAAACGUAAAUCUUUCAAUUCAAUUUAAUCUCGUUUCCGACGUGAAUCGAUAUAUAUAUAUAUAUAUAUAUAUAUAUAUAUAUAUAUAGUACAACGGUCGAAAUUUGAUCGUGGCGCCAUCUAAGACAAAACUUCAACACCAAGCAGCAAUUUUCGCUGCAAUAUGGUGACUGAGUAAUCUAAUCGGCCAACCAAAUUUCAGUUCGUGGGGAAACCCAGAAUAGGAAAACCUAUUAU